GCCACAUUUUGCCAACUUCGUUUUUGUUGUGAAAGGGAUUUUGGUUCCGUGCUCUUUAUUGUACUAAAUGUGUUCACGUCAGCAAAAAUUGUAACUUUUUGAAGUGUCGGGUUCUAGUAACCACUGUCACCAUAUUUAAUUUGUUAAUUUUAUAAAAAAAAAUUCUCGAAGUAUGGCAAAAGUACAAAUAAACAACGUUGUGGUACUCGACAACCCGUCUCCAUUUUUCAAUCCAUUCCAGUUUGAAAUUACGUUCGAAUGUAGCGAUAAUCUCGAGGAAGAUUUGGAAUGGAAAAUAAUUUAUGUUGGUUCAGCUGAAAGUGAAGAUCAUGAUCAAGUAUUGGAUACAGUAUUAGUUGGUCCCAUAGCUGCUGGAAGACACAUGUUUGUAUUUCAGGCAGAGCCUGCAAAUACAUCCAAGAUACCAUUGGCUGAUGCUGUUGGUGUUACUGUUGUGCUGCUUACUGGUUCCUAUAGAGGCAAUGAAUUUGUUAGAGUUGGUUACUAUGUCAACAAUGAAUACACUGAUCCAGAGCUGAGGGAGACUCCCCCUGGAGUACCAUUAUUUGAAAAGAUGACAAGAAAUAUCCUGGCUACAAGUCCUCGUGUGACGAGAUUCAAAAUAGACUGGGAUGAGAACCCAACAUCUGAUGAAAACAAAGCACCAGCGCCCCCACCAUAUUUGGCAUCUAUGCCGCCAUUAGACCCAUCACAGAUUCCAUCAGUUGUAUCGCAAUCAUCAGGCUGUGUGGAAAAAUGCCUUACAGAUAUUACAAUGGACAGUAACAGUACUUGUAGUACAGCUGACAAUGAACUGAAAAUGACACAUUAGUCUCCGAGAUUUGUCACUCUCUAUAGGUGAAACCAGCUUCAAGCAACUGUCCUGACAAAGUAGUCUGUUUUCCACGGGAAAUGAAAAGUUUGGGCUUCUCCGUUCUCUCAACUGACAAUUGCUCCACAUAUCUAGCUCCUUCAAUAGUCUAUUCAAUUCUAACAACAGUCUAUUGUUUUUAGCAUCCAACUUCUAAGAAAAACAUUGAUGGCCAUCUUGUAUAUUUAUAUUAUGAGUUAUGAUUUUAAGAUAGGUGUCUAUCCAGUCACAUAUCAUUUUAUUUAGCCGUCAUUUCAAACUAGACAUCAGAAAGGAAACAAGGUUAAAAACGGGCACCACUUACAGUAUAAGAUUUUACAGUCUACACAAAAAUAUAUAUUAUUAAAAUACUGUACAAUAUUCAAAGUGUCUACAAUAAUUUAGUUGCAAAGAGCCCUGGAAAUUAAUAUUUAGUUGCAAAAUGCAUCGAAAAUUAUACCCACUUUUAAUAGCAUGAACUAUCAACUCUUGCCAUGGUCACCGUCACUCACCGACAGAUGUUUUUUUCAGGAUAAAUAUUUCACAUUUAGUCAUGAAUGUGUCAAAUGAUUUGAUUUAUUAAUAAAUUUUUAUAAGUGAAUCAAGUUCCUUCAUGUUAUAUAAUUUUCCUGAAUAUUGGCAGAUGUUGAGAAAGUAAUACAGAAGUGAUUUUCACAAUUAUGGAAGUUGAAAUGUCCUUUGGCAUCAAUAUUGGUGAAAAAACAGCUAGAUUAUCUACUGUUUACUUUGUUAUUGCAAGACUAGCUACUCAGACAUACAUGUAUACUGCUGAUUCAUGCAUGUACCAGCCACAGUCAUCACUUUAUGAAUGUCAGUUAUUAAUACAGUAUUUGCUCUAUUAAAAGUGCAUGCGUUUUAUACUUGUAACAUAUUUUGACUAUCAACAUGUCAUACGUGCACAUGCCCUACUAAUAGAGCAAAUACAAUUUGGUAAUGUCAUUGAUUUGUGUGCUCUGAUUGAUCCAUCACCAAUUCCAGGCAUGGGUGGAUUUUAUUGGCAAGACACCACUUGUUACUAUCUUGAUUUCUUUGUAUGUUGCCCACCAUAUACAUGCCCUGAAAUGAAAAUAUGGUCACAAAUUUGUAUUGCUCCUGUGUAUGUGAAUAAACGAUAUGUUUCUUG
This is a messenger RNA of Saccoglossus kowalevskii, 1994 nucleotides long. RefSeq names its product histone chaperone asf1a-A-like. Gene Ontology annotation, cellular component: nucleus; chromatin. NCBI's taxonomy places the organism in Eukaryota, Metazoa, Hemichordata, Enteropneusta, Harrimaniidae. The record is from RefSeq and is a predicted model, not a curated record. Gene Ontology annotation, biological process: DNA replication-dependent chromatin assembly. Gene Ontology annotation, molecular function: histone binding.